Molecule: messenger RNA, 8709 nt
Organism: Nezara viridula (southern green stink bug)
Lineage: Eukaryota; Metazoa; Arthropoda; Insecta; Hemiptera; Pentatomidae
Source: the annotation of a GenBank genome assembly
AUGUUAUAUUAUCCUUCCUGUUCUCUUAGGAAACAAUCAAGAAAACAAAAUGCUCCGAUUUUACACUUACAUCGCCGCUGUGUAAGGUCAAGAAGCUCCCCCCCACUCAAUUGACACAAAACUCCGGCGUUUAUUCUCUGACGUAUUACUUAUGUUGCGACUGCUGUAGUGGGCCAUUUGUGUUUAAUGUGAGUUGUGUUUAAUAUUAGUGUACUGUACCUAAUUGUGUUUGUACGAGGGGCGAUUGUACGUACGGACGUCAGUGGGGUCAAGUUAUCCUAACCUCUAUUUAAUGAAUUGAUUAGCAUUGGUUCCUGUGUCAUCACAUCCGUCGGCCGUCAUACCUGUGAUCCUUUCGCGAAAUCGAUUGAAUGCUUUAUGUGUUGAUGUUAUUGAUUUCUGCCGUCGCUAUUAUCGUUUAUAAUAAAUUCAACAAGACAAACAAGAAAAAGGAUAUGGAAAACGGCCCUAGUAGUAAUGUGAACUUCAUAGUGGGCAGUGAUGGGGUGGACUCGGAACUUGAAAUGCAAAAUGAAAGAGAUGAGAUUGGUGAUGAAUUUCCUCAAAAUGGAGAACUCACCGCCAACAGUUCAUACAACAACAUCAAUAGUAUAUUUGGCCUUGGGGAGAGAAAAAGAAGGCUCAGAGAAGAGAACGGACCUGGGAAAGAAAGUCAAAGAAGAGAGACGGUUAAGAAUCGAAUAACACUCGUCCACUGGAUAGGAGCAAUCCUGGACUGGUUCUUCGAUUGGGCAAGACAUACCUGGAAGAACAUGAUCCAGAGAAGGAACUCGAAGAGGUUCAUCCUCGGCGAACUGUCGGCAUCCAUCGAAGUGAUCGAACCCGAACCGAGAGAAGUGGAGUUCGACAUACCUCCAUCUCCGCCUCCAUACUCACCUUUCCACCUGGAACCGCCACCGUCUCAGCGGGAGCUUCAAGAAUGGAUGUCGCCAAAGUCGCUGAAAGGGAUGAUGAAGCCGAGCAUGUCCCAAGGGACUGUCAUACACCAAAGACAACUUGAAAAGGAUUUCACCGUAGCUACACCAGAAGAGUUUGUUAGGAGGUUCAAGGGGACCAAGGUUAUCAACAAGGUAUUAAUUGCAAACAAUGGAAUUGCUGCUGUUAAAUGUAUGCGGUCUAUCAGGAGGUGGUCCUAUGAGAUGUUUAAGAAUGAAAGAGCGAUUCGAUUCGUGGUCAUGGUUACCCCGGAAGACUUGAAAGCUAAUGCUGAAUAUAUAAAAAUGGCUGAUCAUUAUGUUCCUGUUCCUGGAGGCACAAAUAAUAAUAAUUAUGCUAAUGUUGAACUUAUUGUCGAUAUUGCUUUGCGAACUCAGGUCCAAGCUGUUUGGGCUGGUUGGGGUCAUGCCUCUGAAAAUCCAAAAUUACCUGAACUUUUGCACAAAAAUAACAUUGCUUUUAUUGGACCUCCUGAAAAGGCCAUGUGGGCUCUCGGAGAUAAGAUUGCCUCCAGUAUCGUAGCUCAAACUGCUGACAUUCCAACUCUCCCUUGGUCUGGUUCAGAGCUUAAAGCCCAUUAUUCUGGAAAGAAAAUAAAAAUCAGCACUGAUCUGUAUAAGAAAGGAUGUGUACAGACUGCUGAAGAAGGUCUUCAGUCAGCUUACCGAAUAGGUUUUCCAGUUAUGAUAAAAGCGUCUGAAGGAGGUGGUGGAAAAGGUAUUCGUAAAGCAGAGACAGCAGAUGAUUUUCCUAAUCUGUUUCGACAAGUACAAGCUGAGGUCCCAGGAUCACCUAUUUUUAUUAUGAAGCUUGCCACGUGUGCCCGACAUCUUGAAGUACAGUUACUUGCUGAUCAAUAUGGCAAUGCAAUAUCUCUUUUUGGAAGAGAUUGUUCCAUUCAAAGAAGACAUCAAAAAAUCAUUGAAGAAGCUCCUGCAGCGAUUGCACAACCUGAAAUUUUUGAAGAUAUGGAAAAGGCUGCUGUUAGAUUGGCAAAGAUGGUUGGUUACGUUAGUGCUGGAACCGUUGAAUAUCUUUAUGAUAUCGAUGGAUACUAUUACUUUUUAGAAUUAAACCCAAGGCUUCAAGUUGAACAUCCAUGUACUGAAAUGGUAUCAGAUGUUAAUUUACCUGCAUCGCAAUUACAGGUUGCUAUGGGUAUUUCAUUGCAUAAUAUUAAGGAUAUUCGAGUUUUGUAUGGAGAAUCACCAUGGGGAGACACAAUGAUUGACUUCGAUCAACCUAGACAUAAGCCUCAAGCAUGGGGACAUGUUAUAGCUGCAAGAAUUACUAGUGAAAACCCUGAUGAAGGUUUCAAACCGAGUUCUGGUACUGUACAAGAAUUGAACUUCCGGUCGUCAAAGAAUGUAUGGGGUUAUUUCAGUGUUGCUGCAUCUGGUGGCUUACAUGAAUUUGCUGAUUCGCAAUUCGGUCAUUGCUUUUCUUGGGGUGAAAACAGAGAGCAAGCUCGAGAAAAUCUAGUCAUAGCUCUUAAAGAGCUGUCAAUUCGAGGAGAUUUUAGGACAACAGUUGAAUAUCUUAUUACACUUUUGGAAACAGACAGUUUUCAAGAGAAUACAAUUGAUACUCAGUGGUUGGAUCUUCUUAUAUCUGAAAGAGUUCAGUCCGAGAAACCGGAUGUAUUGCUUGGGGUAAUUUGUGGAGCACUUCAUAUUGCUGACAGAAAAGUGCUAGAGGCAUUUCAUAGCUUCCAGCAUUCUUUGGAGAGAGGUCAGGUGCUCGGUAGCAAUACUCUUGAGCAUAGUGUCAACGUAGAACUGAUUCAUGAGGGAUUCAAAUAUAAAGUACAAGCAACUAAAUCUGGUCAGAACUCAUAUUUUCUAGUCAUGAAUGGAUCUUUCAAAGAAAUCGAACUUCACAAACUUUCUGAUGGAGGAAUUUUGUUAUCUGUGGAUGGAUCAAGUUUCACUACUUAUAUGAGAGAAGAAGUCGAUAGAUAUCGGAUUGUAAUUGGUAAUCAGACUUGUAUUUUUGAAAAAGAAAAUGAUCCUUCUCUUCUCCGAUCUCCGUCAGCUGGAAAAUUACUCAGUCUGAUAGUUGAAGAUGGUGGUCAUGUUGGAAAGGGUCAAGCUUAUGCCGAAAUUGAGGUAAUGAAAAUGGUUAUGACACUGACCGCUGCUGAGUCAGGAAUAAUAACAUACACGAAAAGGCCAGGUGCGGUCUUAGAUGCAGGAACUUUACUGGGUCACUUAGAGUUGGACGAUCCCUCACUUAUUACUAAGGCCCAGGAUUACAAAGGACAGUUCCCCGAACUAGAUGUGUCCACUCCUACCGUUGGCGAUAAAUUGAACCACAAGCAUGCCCACUACCGCCAAAUGUUGGAUAAUAUUUUGGCAGGUUAUUGUUUACCUGAACCAUACCACCUAAUUCGUCUCCGGGAAGUCAUUGAGAAAUUUAUGAGUUCUUUGAGAGAUCCUUCUCUUCCUCUUCUCGAACUUCAAGAGGUAAUAGCGUCCAUUUCUGGUAGGAUUCCAAUCAGCGUUGAAAAGAAGAUAAGAAAAUUGAUGACACUUUAUGAAAGGAAUAUUACCUCAGUUUUGGCUCAGUUUCCUAGUCAACAAAUUGCAUCUGUAAUAGACAGCCAUGCAGCAACACUGCAAAAGAGAGCAGACAGAGACAAUUUCUUCCUAACAACGCAAGGAGUUGUACAACUUGUCCAGAGGUACAGGAAUGGAAUCAGGGGGCGAAUGAAGUCUGCCGUUCAUGAACUUCUGAGACAAUACUACGAUGUUGAGAGCCAAUUUCAACUUGGUCAUUAUGAUAAAUGUGUAACUGCUAUCAGAGAAAAACAUAAGGAUGACAUGGCUUCUGUUACAGGAACAAUAUUUUCACACAGUCAAGUAGCUAAAAGAAACAUGCUCGUCACAAUGUUAAUUGAUCAUUUGUGGUCAAAUGAGCCUGGUCUUACUGAUGAAUUAGCUUCAACCUUGAAUGAACUUACUUCACUGAACAGGAGUGAACAUUCUAGAGUUGCUUUACGGGCUCGCCAGGUCUUGAUCGCUGCCCAUCAGCCAGCUUAUGAGCUGAGGCACAACCAAAUGGAAAGCAUUUUCUUGUCAGCAGUUGAUAUGUAUGGUCAUGAUUUCCAUCCCGAAAAUUUACAGAAACUUAUUCAGUCUGAAACAUCUAUAUUUGAUAUUUUACACGAUUUCUUCUACCAUACCAACCGUGCUGUUUGCAAUGCGGCUUUAGAGGUGUACGUACGUAGGGUGUACAUAUCCUAUGAAAUGACUUGUCUUCAGCACUUAGAGUUGAGUGGAGAAGUACCAUUAGUUCAUUUCCAAUUUUUGCUUCCUUCAGCCCAUCCAAAUAGACAGAAAAUGUGCACAGUUCUGACAUCAUCUCCUGGAUCGCCAACCAUCGUCCAUAGCCCACAUAGGACAGGAUGUAUGGCAGCAUUUGAUUCAUUUGCUAAAUUUCAAAUUUACUUUGAUGAAAUACUCGAUACUCUGGAUGAAUUUACCACUCCAGCAACUGUUUCUGCCAGGAUACUUGAGUCUGUGGAAGGAACAGAUUCGACUUCUCUUGGCGACAGUACUUCUCUUUCAAUCAGUGCAGGUGAUCAACCUGUGACCAGAACUACGGCAGAUCAGGAAGAAAUCAAGGUUGAACCCAUUCAUAUCCUUUGUAUCGCCAUUAAGGAUAACAGUGACAUGGAAGACGAUAAACUAAGCAGGUUGCUGGGAGACUUCUGUGCUGCUCAUAGGGAAGAAUUAUUUGCCAGAUCAAUAAGAAGAAUUACAUUCCUUGCUCUUAAUAAGCGUCAGUUCCCUAAACUAUUUACAUUCAGGAACUCUGAAAACUUUAUGGAAGAUAGAAUUUAUCGUCAUCUUGAGCCUGGAAUGGCUUUCCAACUUGAACUUAAUAGAAUGAAAAAUUAUGAUCUUGAAGCUCUUCCAACGUCCAAUAGAAAAAUGUACCUCUAUUUAGGAAAAGCUAAGGUUGCCAAGGGCCAAUCUGUGACUGAUUUUAGAUUUUUUAUCAGAUCCAUUAUCAGGCAUUCAGAUCUUAUUACAAAAGAAGCUUCGUUUGAAUACCUCCAGAAUGAGGGUGAAAGAGUCUUACUUGAAGCAAUGGAUGAAUUGGAAGUUGCAUUCUCCCAUCCUCUUGCCAGGCGGACUGAUUGUAAUCAUAUAUUCUUAAACUUUGUACCUACUGUCAUCAUGGAUCCUGCCAAGAUUGAAGAAAGUGUAACAAACAUGGUCUUGAGGUACGGUCCUAGACUCUGGAAAUUGAGAGUCCUUCAGGCUGAAUUGAGAAUGACCAUAAGACCAACUCCUAAUGCUAAAACAAGUAAUAUUCGAUUGUGCCUGGCCAAUGAUUCUGGAUAUUCUCUUGACAUGUGCCUGUACAUGGAAGUACUGGAUCAGAAAACUGGUGUUAUCCGUCUUGAAGCUUUUGGUCCUAAACAAGGACCAAUGCAGGGGCUUCCUGUUUCCACCCCAUAUCUUACAAAGGAUUACCUUCAACAAAAGCGAUUCCAAGCUCAAAGCAGUGGAACAACUUAUGUUUACGAUUUUCCUGAUGUAUUUAGGCAGGUUUGCGAAAAAAUGUGGAAGGAAUAUAUUCAAGAAAGGCCUGAUGAGGGAAUACAAAUGCCAUCACAGUUUACUGAUUGUGUGGAACUUGUUGUGGAAGGAGAUGGUUUAGUCGAAAUGAAAAGACUACCCGGUGAGAACAAUGUUGGAAUGGUUGCUUGGCGUUUGACUUUAUUUACUCCUGAAUAUCCUUCUGGAAGAGAUAUUAUUGUUAUCGCCAAUGAUAUAACAUACCUGAUAGGUUCAUUUGGACCCAAUGAAGAUUACGUUUUUCUCCGUGCCUCUGAGCUUGCACGUCGCCUUAAGAUACCUAGAGUGUAUAUAUCUGUUAACAGUGGUGCACGUAUUGGACUUGCUGAAGAAGUCAAAGGUCUAUUUAAGGUGGCAUGGGAAGAUCUAGAUGCUAUUGAUAAGGGUUUCAAGUAUCUCUAUCUAUCUACAGAGGACUAUAAAAAAAUAUCCCAUCUGAAUUCUGUUAAAGCAAUUUUAAUCGAAGAUGAAGGUGAAGCCCGCUACAAGGUUACUGACAUCAUUGGCAAAGACGAUGGUCUUGGAGUAGAAAAUUUAAGAUAUGCCGGUAUGAUUGCUGGUGAGACAUCUGCUGCUUACGAAGAAGUAAUCACCAUGUCAAUGGUAUCCUGCCGAGCCAUCGGUAUUGGUUCCUACCUUGUUCGUCUUGGUCAAAGAGUCAUCCAGAUAGAAAAUUCUCACAUCAUCCUUACUGGUUACAGUGCCUUAAAUAAAUUAUUAGGAAGAGAGGUGUAUGCUUCCAACAAUCAACUAGGUGGUAUCCAGAUUAUGUACAAUAAUGGUGUAUCUCAUAGGACAGAACCUAGAGAUUUAGAUGGAGUCGCUGCCAUACUCAGGUGGCUAUCCUAUAUGCCCAAGGACAAGUAUUCUCCUCUUCCGAUAAUCAAACCAUCCGAUCCUGUGGAGAGAGAGAUAGCUUACAUGCCUACCAAAGCACCAUAUGAUCCUAGAUGGAUGCUAGGAGGAAGACCUAAUCCUAAUAACCCAGAUGUUUGGGAAAGUGGAUUCUUUGAUCGUGGUUCUUGGGACGAGAUCAUGCAGGCAUGGGCCCAGACUGUGGUUGCUGGACGAGCUCGACUUGGGGGUAUUCCUGUUGGCAUUAUAGCUGUUGAAACUCGCACAGUUGAGGUGCAAUUGCCUGCUGAUCCUGCUAAUCCAGAUUCUGAAGCCAAGACAUUGUCUCAAGCUGGUCAAGUUUGGUUUCCCGAUUCAGCCUAUAAGACGUCCCAAGCAAUUAAAGAUUUUUCACGAGAAGAUCUUCCUCUUUUUAUAUUUGCUAACUGGAGAGGAUUUUCUGGAGGAAUGAAAGACAUGUAUGAACAAGUCGUUAAAUUUGGUGCCUAUAUAGUAGAUGGUUUGAGAGAAUACAAGCAACCUAUUUUGAUUUAUAUUCCUCCAAAUGGAGAGCUGAGGGGAGGAGCUUGGGCCGUGGUUGAUCCGACUAUCAAUCCUAAGCGAAUGGAGAUGUAUGCCGAUCCUGACUCGAGGGGUGGAGUACUUGAACCUGAAGGUCUCGUUGAAAUUAAAUUCAGACUAAAAGAUCUUCUGAAGGCAAUGUCUAGACUAGACCCACAGAUAUUGGAACUGAGAGCGAGUUUGAAUGAAGAUAUCACAGAUGAGGAAAAGGCUGAGAUCGAAGAGAAGAUUAAAUCAAGGGAGAGAUACCUUACGCCUAUGUACCACCAGGUCGCUGUACAUUUUGCCGAACUCCAUGACACACCUGAGAGGAUGUUGGAGAAAGGGUGUAUAAGUGAAAUAGUACCUUGGCGAAAGAGCAGAAGUAUCUUGUACUGGAGGUUAAGGCGUCUUCUUUUGCAAGAUAGGAUAAAGAGGAAAAUGACGGAAAUGGUUCCUUCUCUCGAUGACGGCCAAGCAGAAGCUAUGAUAAGGCGAUGGUUCAUUGAGGAAAAAGGAACUGCUGAGGCUUACCUUUGGGACGACAACCAAGGAAUUAUACCAUGGCUAGAAAAGCAGUUGGAUGGAGAUUCGAUUAUAAUUAAUAACAUGAAGAGUGUCAAAAGAGAUGCAGUUAUUUCACAGUUGAAAACAGCACUAGAGGAAUGUCCUGAAAUGGGUACUGAAACCUUGACUGAGCUCUUCCAGGCUUUAGACCUUUCUAAGAGAUCUGAAGUUCUUACAAAUUUGUCACAUUUAGAGACCACUCUUCGAGGAUUAAGCUCUGGAGAUACGCCCAAUAUACUGCCUGAGUCAUCUGACACAUGAAUUAGUUAUUAAGAUAAAGAUGGUCUUAUUUUUCCAAAACUCAACCAUGAGGAAUCCUGUGAUUUAGUGAAAUAUUCCAUUAGACUUAAUGAGUAGGCCAGGUUUAAUACGGACAUAGACCAAAUAUAUUUUAUUUAUUUAUUACUCUGGUGAAGUGUCCGAGUUGCUGAGGUCCACCCAUCACUCACUGAAGAGGCCGAUGACAUCAAAACCAUAACCUUGUUGGAGUGAGGGAAUAAAUUAUGAAAACCAGCAUUUAGACUUCCUAUUCUGACUCCAGCCAAGCUCACUCUCGUGUACAGGUUCCUUGAGUCGCCCCUUUUCCAGGAAUCUUGAGCUCUGAUUCUGCCUACAAAUUAGUUAAUUUAAACUUUACAUUGUUCUUUGUAUAAUGGCCUAGAAAUCAUUUAGUUCUUUGCAAUAGCAUUUGGGUACCAAUCACACUGAUCUGUGAUUUAUUUAAAGAUAGACAUUUUAGCUGUUUUUAAAACUAGUUUUAUUUCUUUAGUUAAUGGAAUACAAUUCCUAUAUAUAUAUAUUUAUAUAUAUUUCUCUUUUAGUUGAAUAUAAGUUAAGAUGUUAACAAUUGUUACGGUUUUAUUAUAUUUAUUAUUUAGGAAUAGUAAAUUGUAUUUUUUUAUUUAUUUUUUUUCGUUUUGAACAUGUUCGUUGUUAUUCCAUCAUUUAUAUAUACAUUUAUUUAAAACAAAAAAGAAAUAAAAUGUAAAAUAGAGAAGUUUUAGUGUUGAUUGAACUGUUAUUUUUAUUGAAAAUUUUUUUUACGAAAAAGAAAAAUAUUUUUGUAACUAGAAAAAUAAUGGAGUGGUAAUUCUUAAGUCAAUCCAAACUAUCUUGUUAUGUUGCUGUUGAAUAAAAUUUGUAUUUAUUUACUAUAGUUUUAUUAUUUAUUUUAUUUUUUUUUACAGUAAUUCAGUAAUCG